CCACUUCACAAGCACUGCCUAGCGGACUUGCAAAAGCAUUUGCAAACUCAGGUCUAACCAUGAAGGUCCUUGUUGUGCUCGUCCUAGCCGUCUUCACUGGCUGUAAUGCCAAUCUCUUGUACGCUGAUGCCCCCAAGCCUCAGCUGGAGAUGCUGAAUGAUGCAUUCUGGGAGUAUGUGGGCAAGGCCACUCAGACCGCCGAUGAUACUCUCCAGAUGAUCAGGUCCUCUCAGUUUGGACAGGAAGUCAGUGCCCGUCUCACCGAAAGCGCCGACCUGGCUAGCAAAUACGCCACCUCCAUCCAGGAACAGCUGCCCCCUGCCGCCCAGGACAUCAUCACUAAGGUAACCACCGAGGCCGAUGUACUGAGGGAGCGCGUGGCCCAGGAACUCAGCUCCGUCAGAGACGAGCUGGUGCCCUAUACCGAGCAAAUGAAGACCCAAAUCCAGGAGAAGGUGGAGCAGCUCAAGGCUGAAAUUACCCCCUUCGUCGACUCCAUGGAUGCAGAGGGCAUGAGAGCCACCCUGAUGCAGAAGAGCGAGGAACUCAAGACCAACCUGGAGCAGAUCGUGAAGGACAUGCAGGUUCAGAUGGGACCCUACACCGAUAACCUCAAAGUCAAAGUGGACCAACAAAUCCAGGACUUCAAGGAGAACCUGGCCCCAAUGACCGAGAAGGUGCAGACGGAGCUGACUGAGCGCGCCAAGCAGGUGCAGGAGCUGGCUGCCCCCUACGUGGAUGACCUCAGGGAGAAGCUGGACCCAUAUGCCCAGGACCUCAAGACCCGCCUCAGUGAACUCUACGACUCCUUCGUCAAGUCCAACUAAACCGUCUGUCUUUAAAGAACUGCGUCUAACUGACAAUAAAUAAUCCGGUAUACAAUAUGUCAACAGCCAACACCAAGUAACCCCAGCUAAACCUUUGACCUCAUGUGUUAGGAUUUCCGCUAUAAAUAAAAUUAAUUAUAAACAGUG
Messenger RNA from Boleophthalmus pectinirostris (great blue-spotted mudskipper), 974 nucleotides. Its product is annotated as apolipoprotein A-I-like. Gene Ontology annotation, cellular component: extracellular region; high-density lipoprotein particle; chylomicron. The transcript has 4 exons. The record is from RefSeq and is a predicted model, not a curated record. Gene Ontology annotation, molecular function: phosphatidylcholine-sterol O-acyltransferase activator activity; cholesterol binding; phospholipid binding. Gene Ontology annotation, biological process: phospholipid efflux; triglyceride homeostasis; reverse cholesterol transport. Lineage: Eukaryota; Metazoa; Chordata; Actinopteri; Gobiiformes; Gobiidae. Bases 60 to 827 code for a protein of 255 amino acids.